Molecule: messenger RNA, 570 nt
Organism: Acyrthosiphon pisum (pea aphid)
Lineage: Eukaryota; Metazoa; Arthropoda; Insecta; Hemiptera; Aphididae
Product: zinc finger MYM-type protein 1-like
Exons: 2
Coding region: 1-570 (189 amino acids)
Source: RefSeq, a predicted model, not a curated record
AUGCAUAGGAAUAUUGUUUGUUAUACACAUAUUAUGCAAGACUGUAUACAAGUAUGCUUUUAUACUUACCUAGACUCUUCUAGGCGUGAACAAUUAGCUUUUAUUAUAUGCUAUGUUUCAUUUGAAGGAACGUCUCCUCUUAUAAAGGAAAGAUUGUUAUCUUUAAAAGAAUCACCACAAGCUAAAGGAAGCCAGUUAUUUGAUUUAUUUCAAGAUAUUUGCAUUGAAAAUAGUUUAAAAUGGAAAACAAUGCUUGUGGGUCAAAGUUAUGAUGGCGCAAGCAAUAUGCGAGGGCAGUAUCAAGGAUUGCAAUCACUUAUAAAAGAAGUAAAUCCAGCUGCUAUAUAUACAUGGUGCUACGCUCAUCGGCUAAAUCGUAUAGUCGUUCAAGUAACUAGCAGUUCACCUGAUGCUGUUAAUACAUUUGGUAAUAUAGAAGAGUUGUAUAAUUUUAUUUCAUCAAGCAAAAAAAGAGUGGCAUAUUAUGAAAAUAUGCAAAAGAAAAAACAUCCAACUGUUAGGGUAAAAAGGUUAAAAAGAGUUAAUACAACACGAUGGAUGUCUGACUGA